AUGAAGUCUGCCAUUUUUGACAACGAACCGAGGCGGAAACCGCUUAUGAGAACAGCACCAACUCCCUGGAGCAACACUCGUCGAGCUCAAUCGUCCAGUCCAUCAAUUGGACACAUAAACAAGAAAGAAAAACCACUUCCGUCAUGGAACUUACACGAAAUGUUGACAUCCUACCAAGAAUACGGCCUUCUUCCUCCUAUACUUUCGCCCACAAUACCCCAGAAGGAAGACCAUCCCGAAGAUGUGCCAUUAUCCAUGCUUUCUCCCACUCUUCCUACACAAUUCACCCUCGAGCAUCCAGCCCCGAAACGAGCCAAGCCUCCUUUGCAACACGAAGUUGCCCUGCCGUCGCAAAAGGUCAAAGUCCGCUGGAUCAACAAACUCAACCAGCCGCAUCCACGGUUUAUGUUGCGGAUGAAUUUUGAUCGAGAAAAGUACCAACAAGCCUUCAAAGUCACCGGUCUCGGAAUCUCUUCUGGCGAUGUUCCGGUGUCUACCAUCGGCCCUUCGAUAUCCACGCUCGUUGCCAGGUUGCAUCGCUUGCUCAAGGAAGCAAAAGGAGAGUGCGAUAGGGCUUCCAACGAGCAAUUGGUGGUGGCUUUGGCUGAUUAUCUUCUACUUCAAAUCGCACUUUCCACCCAAGAAAAAUCCAGCGAAUCGUGGAAAAGAGCCAGUGAGCUAUGUAAGAGGUUAUCUGGAGCAUUGGCAGGCCAUACCAAGGGCAUGUCGUUGAAAGGAGUCAUCUAUAUGGUUCACGCUGUGAUUUUACGCCAGGAAAUAAUUGCCCUUCAAAAGGCACUAGAAAAGAUAUCGACUCAGGAGAAGACCAUAGACAUUCAGAAGAAGAUUAUUAGGAAGUAUGGUGAAAUUGAGCAAAAUCUAAGAAGAGCAGCUCAAUACUCAAGCAAAAUGGCAUCUGAAUUGCCGACCACUUUUCAUAAGCUGCUCAACACACCACCAAGUUCACGAAAAGUCAUGGAGCCGUCACAAGAACCAUAUAUGCUUCCUCUAGGUUCCUUUUCAGGAAUUGGUGAAGCAUGUGGGCUAUUGUACCAAGCGGUUUCCGAAAUCAAACAGCAUAAAUGGAGGGUUGAAGGAGUGAAAGUGGAGAUAUAG
Meyerozyma guilliermondii ATCC 6260 is the source of this 1116-nucleotide messenger RNA. RefSeq lists its product as uncharacterized. NCBI's taxonomy places the organism in Eukaryota, Fungi, Ascomycota, Pichiomycetes, Serinales, Debaryomycetaceae. The transcript has a single exon. Bases 1 to 1116 code for a protein of 371 amino acids. The record is from RefSeq and is a predicted model, not a curated record.